Messenger RNA from Linderina pennispora, 1041 nucleotides. RefSeq names its product Dbl homology domain-containing protein. Gene Ontology annotation, molecular function: guanyl-nucleotide exchange factor activity. The coding region runs from base 1 to 1041 and encodes 346 amino acids. The transcript has a single exon. Lineage: Eukaryota; Fungi; Kickxellomycota; Kickxellomycetes; Kickxellales; Kickxellaceae. The record is from RefSeq and is a predicted model, not a curated record. Gene Ontology annotation, biological process: positive regulation of Rho protein signal transduction.
AUGGCCAACAACAGCCUCGACGAGCGCCAGGUGCGGCGGCAGGAAGUCAUAUUUGAGAUUAUCCACACCGAGGCCGACUACAUAAAGGACCUGCGGGUUCUGGUAGACAUAUUCGUGCAGCCGAUGCGGUUCCUGAAGGUAGCAACUCCAGAGCAGUGCGAUUUGAUGUUUGGCAACAUCGAGGAGAUUCUGGUGCUGCACGAGUCGAUUAAUGCCGCGUUCAUGGAGAGGCAGCGGCGCGAGUACCCAGUAGUUUCGGACAUUGCCGACGAGCUGCUGCCGUUUGUCAGCCAGUUUAAGAUAUACGCAAAGUACAUUUGCAACCAGGACAACGCGCUGAGGCUGGUGGAGGAGCUGAAGAAAGAGUCGGCGCACUUCAUGGUAUUCUGGAAGGAGCGGCAAGGGCGGCCCGAGUGCCGCAACCUGCCAAUGGAAUCGUUCAUGGUUCUGCCGUUCCAGCGUCUUCUCAAAUACCCACUGCUUCUGCAGACGCUUCUGGCGUCCAGUGACGACUGGUCGCAGGAGUACGCAAACGGCAAGAUGGUUGUCGAGCAGAUUGACGCGUGGAUUAAGAAGAUCCAGGAUACCCAGACCAAGCUCGACAGCUACGCAUGCCUGGACGCGCUCUCAAAGUCUAUCCGCGACAUCGACUGGACACCGUACCUGAGCGGCGAGCACCGGCUCGUGUACAGCGGGCCAGUCAAAACGUCGAUGCCGCAGCUAGACAACGGCCAGCCCGAUCUCUUGUCGAAGGAGGAGCCGGGUGUCAUGUGGCUGUUUGACAGCUUCCUGGUUAUUGCCAAGCCGUCGUCACCAGGGUGGGCCGCGGGCACCGGCCCAACCCACAAAAUCGCAGGAUGCCCGGCCGCUGCCAGGCACGCGGUACACAGCAGUGCUAGGGCCGUGCCAGGUAGUGGAGGUCCUGGACAUCGCACACCGCAAGGGCUCGCCGGCCGUGUACCUGCACGUGAUACCCGUCCAGUCGCCCACCAUGACGCCGCAGAUGGACUCGCUGGUUGUGCGGUUUUCGACAAAGGCUGA